UUAUCAACUAAUUCUAUGAGUUCCUGACUUGAGAUGCUGUUUACCCUCAAUCCUCAUCAGCAUGUUCUCGUCCUCUACUUCCCCACUCAAACCCCUCCUCUUCAGUCUCUGCCUCUAGAACAUGGCCACGGCGGUCUCCCUUCCGUCCACAAAACAAACCCCAUUCACCAUCGCCUCUUCAACUCCUCAACAACAAUUCGCCAUAAUCAAGACCUCCUUCCUCCCCCCCACCCUUCCUUCCUCCACUUCCACCUCGUUGAGAAGCACCGUCAUCAACGUCCCGCCCAUCAUCACCACUAGAAGAACAAAACCCCCCUUCUUCUUCUUCUUCUUCUUCUUCUUCCCCAUGUCCUCCACCACCAAGAUCCCUCGGUGCCGGCCCCUCGACCGCCACGCUGCGAAGCACAGCAAGCUCCGCUUCGCCCGCAAGCUCAAGACCCUCCUCCUCUCCAAGCCCCGGCAGUUCCUCCCCCUCCGCGUCCUCUCCCGCUGCCGCCCCUACCUCGGCCUCCCCCCCUCCCGCUCCCUCCGCUCCAUGAUCCUCCGCUACCCCGCCCUAUUCCGCCUCUUCUACGCCCCCUCCCGCUCCUCCCCCACCUCCGAUUCCCUCCUCUCCGUCACCCUCACCCCCGCCGCCGCCGCCCUCGCCGCCGACGAGUCCCUCCUCCGCGCCCGUAUCGCCGCCUCCCUCGCCUCCAAGCUCCAGCGCCUCCUCAUGCUCUCCCCCCGCCGGCGCCUGCUCCUCUCCAAGCUCGUCCACCUCGCCUCCGACCUCGGCCUCCCUCCCGACUUCCGCUCCCGCCUCUGCAACCGCCACCCCGACCGCUUCCGCACCGUCGACACCUCCUAUGGCCGCGCCCUCGAGCUCGUCUCCUGGGACCCCUCCCUCGCCACUCCCCUCCCUCCCAUCCAAAACCCGGCCUCCGACCGAAUCAUCGACCGCACCCCCAGGUUCAAGCAGCUCCACCUCCGCCGGGGGCUCAACGUCAAGCGCCGCCACCGCGACUACCUCAUCCGCUUCCAGGAGCUACCGGAGGUCUCCCCCUACGCCGCCGCCUCCGCCGCCGACGAGGAGGAGGGGUUGCGGCAGCGGCGGACGGCUGAGGAGGAGGAGAAGAGGACGUGCGCGGUGGUGCGGGAGGUGCUGGGGAUGACGGUGGAGAAGCGGACGCUGGUGGACCACCUCACGCACUUCCGCAAGGAUUUCGGGCUGCCCAACCGAUUGCGGGCGAUGCUGGUGCGCCACCCGGAGCUGUUCUACGUGAGCUUGAAGGGGGUGCGGGACUCGGUGUUCCUCGUGGAGGCCUACGACCACAAGGGGAAGCUCCUGGUGGAGGACGAGCUGCUCGCAGAGAAGGAGCGUCUUUUGGAGCUGGUUCGGGAGGGGAAGAGGAUGCGGAGAGAGAGACGGAGAGACGUCAGCUACGGCGACGACAGUGACGACGGCGAUGAGGAGGAGGAGGAGGAGGAGGAGGACGGUGAGGAGGAAGAGGAUGAUGGAUUCGAGGACUUGUUCGAGUCUGGCAUUGGGGAUGACUGGGAGGAGUUUGGGGAUGGAAUUGAUGAGGAUAUUGGCGAUACGGAGGUUGAGCGGUUUUGGGUAAAGAAGGCGGCUGUUUCUGCUGAUGCCGAGAAGGUUGGCAUUGUGGAAGCUUGGUGAGUUAGCGCCUGCCUGUCACAAGGUGUUUGUUGAUUGGUCUCUUAGAAAUUUGUUUGUAUGAAUACUGAAUAACUUAUGUUUGUAUAAACACUGAAAUAAUAGAGAUACAGAGUGAGGAAAAUUAUAUAACAUUUUAUCUAACAACUUGUUGGGAAUGAAAAUUAGCCUCUAGUUGGAACUGA
Molecule: messenger RNA, 1842 nt
Organism: Phoenix dactylifera (date palm)
Lineage: Eukaryota; Viridiplantae; Streptophyta; Magnoliopsida; Arecales; Arecaceae
Product: Ubiquitin carboxyl-terminal hydrolase family protein
Molecular function (GO): RNA binding
Source: RefSeq, a predicted model, not a curated record